Molecule: messenger RNA, 741 nt
Organism: Oryza sativa Japonica Group (Japanese rice)
Lineage: Eukaryota; Viridiplantae; Streptophyta; Magnoliopsida; Poales; Poaceae
Source: RefSeq, a predicted model, not a curated record
UGUGGGCCGGCACUUCGGCAAUCACGCGCUUUGGGCGGCAGCGGCCACCGGGCCGUGACCAUUGCACGGCGAGCGACGAUGCGGCGGACGGCGGCGUCGCUGCUGCGCCACAGCGGAAUCGGCGGCGGCGGCGGAGGCAGCGGGGGAGGCAUCCCGCAGGCGCUCGCCGACGCGCUCGUCUGCCCACUCUCCAAGAAGCCUCUCAGGUACUGCGAAGACAGCGGGUCUCUGGUCAGCGACGCCGUCGGCGUGUCCUUCCCGAUAGUCGAUGGGAUUCCUUAUCUUGUCCCAAAAGAUGGUAAGUUGCUGGACCACGACCAGGACAAAUCAGAAGAUUGCGGUGCAAAGGAUUCUUCCCACAGGCAUUGAACAAUGGCUCAAAUAUCUGCAUUUCUGUUGUGGUAAUAGUUGGUUACUGAAGUUGCUUUUAUGCAAUGAGAAAAAGGUCACCGGCUUUUGUGCUGAUGAAGCAACAAGCAGGCACCAGGCAGAAUAGCUCAAAUGACAGGCACAUCUGCAGAUCUGCUUGUAUGGCUGCGACCGACAAGGCUGUGCACACGAUCGAUCAACAACAUGCAAUACCUCAUGUGAUGUACUGAAAGUAGUUCUAGGCUUUAAAUUGUUUUGGGGCAUUUGGCAAACUAAGAUUUUCUUUAAUCUAUACUGCGAAUUUGAUAAUAUUAUUGCAUUAUGAAAAUAUGGAACACUUGAGAGACAGAGAGAGACACGAUAGUUCGAUUA